This is a messenger RNA of Phacochoerus africanus (Common warthog), 1621 nucleotides long. It is a transcript of the gene CHIT1, whose product is annotated as chitinase 1. Gene Ontology annotation, biological process: chitin catabolic process; carbohydrate metabolic process. Lineage: Eukaryota; Metazoa; Chordata; Mammalia; Artiodactyla; Suidae. The transcript has 11 exons. The record is from RefSeq and is a predicted model, not a curated record. Bases 45 to 1445 code for a protein of 466 amino acids. Gene Ontology annotation, molecular function: chitin binding; chitinase activity. Gene Ontology annotation, cellular component: extracellular region.
GGUAGCUUGUUGCUGGGGCUGGAGUCUGUCACUGUGCCAGCACCAUGGUAUGGUCUGUGGCCUGGGCAGGUUUGAUGGUGCUGCUGAUGAUCCAGUGGGGCUCUGCUGCAAAACUGGUCUGCUACUUCACCAACUGGACCCAGUACAGAGAGGGGGCUGCUCGCUUCUUGCCCAAGGAUGUGGACCCCAAUCUGUGCACCCAUCUCAUCUAUGCCUUUGCUGGCAUGAACAACCACCAGCUCAGCUCCACAGAGUGGAAUGAUGAGGCGCUAUACAAAGACUUCAAUGGCCUGAAGAAGAUGAAUCCCAAGCUGAAGACACUGCUGGCCGUUGGGGGCUGGAACUUCGGCACUCAGAAGUUCACGGAAAUGGUGGCUACAGCCAACAACCGACACACCUUUGUCAACUCAGCCAUCAGGUUUCUGCGCAAAUAUGGCUUUGAUGGCCUUGACCUUGACUGGGAGUACCCAGGAAGCCGAGGAAGUCCCCCUUCAGACAAGCAGCGCUUCACAGCCCUGGUGCAGGACCUAGCCAAUGCCUUUAAGCAGGAAGCCCAGAUCACAGGGAAGGCACGCCUCCUACUGAGCGCAGCUGUCUCAGCAGCACGAUCCAGCAUAGAAGCUGGAUACGAGGUGGAUCAAAUUGCUCCGAACCUGGAUUUCCUCAGCCUCAUGGCCUAUGACUUCCAUGGCUUGUGGGAGAAGACCACCGGGCAUCAUAGCCCCCUCUACAGGAGGCAGGGAGAGAGCGGGGCAGCAGCUGAAUUCAAUGUGGACUCUGCUGUGCAACAGUGGCUGCAAAAAGGGACUCCUGCCAACAAACUGAUCCUUGGUAUGCCCACCUAUGGACGGUCCUUUACCCUGGCCUCCUCACUGGACACUGGGGUAGGGGUCCCAGCCACAGGGCCUGGAGCUCCUGGCCCCUUCACCAAAGAGGGAGGACUGCUGGCCUACUUUGAGGUCUGCUCCUGGAAGGGGGCUUCUGAGCACAGAAUCAAGGAACAGAAGGUGCCCUAUGCCUUCCAGGGCAACCAGUGGGUGGGUUUUGAUGACACGGAGAGCUUCAAAACCAAGGUGAGGUACCUGAAGCAGAAGAGACUGGGCGGGGCCAUGGUCUGGACACUGGAUAUGGAUGACUUUGCUGGCUCCUUCUGUAACCAAGGACGAUACCCCCUCAUUAAGACACUGCAGUUGGAGCUGAAUCUUCCCUACAUGCCUUUAGGCCCACCAGAGCCUGAAGUUCCAGCACCAGACCAGCCCUCUGAAGCUGAGCAUGGCUCCAGCUUUGGACAAGACAUUUUCUGCCAGGGCAAAGCUAAUGGUCUCUACCCCAACCCUCUGGACCGGUCCAGGUACUAUAGUUGUGCAGAGGGGAGGCUGUUCCAGCAAAGCUGCCCAAAGAGCCUGGUGUUCAGCUCCUCUUGCAAAUGCUGUACCUGGAAUUGAGUCUCCAAGGCCCUAUAGACCCCAGCACCUGGGUAAGCACCCAGGACCACUCCACAGCCCACUUCCCCAGCUCUCCGUGGCUUCUUGUGACUUUCCAAAUUCAAGCUUUCUGUUCUCAGUCAUGGGUUACUGGGCUGCUUAUUUUUGGUAAAAAUAAAUCUUUGGUUUACAUCCAA